CAUACUACUGACAAACCGGCGACGAGAUUGGGCCUGCGGUGCCUGCAACCUAGGAAAACAUGGAGCUCGAGAAUAUCGUGGCCAACACCGUCCUGUUGAAAGCAAGAGAAGGAGGUGGUGGAAACAGAAAAGGAAAAAGCAAGAAAUGGAAACAGAUGCUUCAGUUUCCCCACAUCAGCCUGUGUGAGGAGCUCCGGCAAACUACAGAGAAAGACUACAUCGGCCUUUGUGAGCGGCAGCCAAUCGGACGCACGCUCUUUCGGCAGUUCUGUGAAACCCGGGCUGAGCUGAGGCGCUGUGUCAAAUUCCUGGACGCUGUGGCAGAGUAUGAGGUCAGUCCAGAUGAGAAGAGGAGGGAGUGUGCUCAGGAGCUCCUAGACAGGUACUUCAGCCCAAAGUCAGAGGAUCACGUUCCUGAGUUGGGGGAGGACAUGGUGGGUCAGUUUACAGAGAGGCUGGAGCAGGAGCCCUGUAAAGAACUCUUCAACGAGUGCACCAAACUGAUCCAUGACUACCUGAGUGUGGCUCCCUUCGCAGACUACAUCGACAGCAUGUACUAUAACCGAUUCCUGCAGUGGAAGUGGCUGGAGAGGCAGCCAGUCACUAAGAACACAUUCCGACAGUACAGGGUAUUAGGGAAGGGAGGCUUCGGUGAGGUGUGUGCGUGCCAGGUGCGUGCCACAGGGAAGAUGUACGCGUGUAAGAAGUUGGAGAAGAAGAGGAUCAAGAAGAGGAAAGGAGAGUCCAUGGCCUUAAACGAGAAGCAGAUUCUAGAGAAAGUCAACAGUAGGUUUGUAGUGAGUCUAGCGUACGCGUAUGAGACGAAGGACGCUCUGUGUCUGGUGCUGACCCUGAUGAACGGAGGAGACCUCAAGUUCCACAUCUACCACAUGGGAGAGGCUGGCUUCGAGGAGAGGAGGGCUGUGUUCUACUCUGCAGAGCUGGCCUGUGGCCUGGAGGACCUGCAAAGAGAGAGGAUCGUCUACAGGGACCUGAAGCCUGAAAACAUACUAUUGGAUGACCAUGGUCAUAUCCGGAUAUCAGACCUGGGCUUGGCGGUCCACGUUCCCGAGGGAGAGACCAUCAAGGGUCGGGUGGGCACCGUAGGGUACAUGGCUCCAGAGGUGGUGAAGAAUGAGCGCUACACCUUCAGCCCCGACUGGUGGGCGCUGGGCUGUCUGCUGUAUGAGAUGAUCGAGGGCCAGUCUCCCUUCCAGCAGCGCAAGAAGAAGAUCAAACGCGAGGACGUAGAGAGGCUGGUCAGAGACGUGGAGGAGGAGUACUCAGACAAGUUCUCAGAGGACGCCAAGUCCCUCUGCAAAAUGCUGCUGGCCAAAGAGCCCAGUAAGAGGCUGGGCUGCCAGGGGGAGGGGGCUACGGAGGUGAAGGCCCACCCCAUCUUCCGAUCCAUCAACUUCAAGAGGCUGAAAGCUGGCAGGCUGAAGGCCCCCUUCACCCCUGAUCCCCAGGCCAUUUACUGUAAGGACGUGCUGGACAUCGAGCAGUUCUCCACGGUCAAGGGGGUGGAGUUGGAGCCCAAAGAUGACUCAUUCUACUGUAAAGUGUCCACAGGCAGCGUGUCCAUCCCCUGGCAGAUGGAGAUGAUCGAGUCCGAGUGCUUUCAGGAGCUCAACGUGUUUCAUACGGACGGGACAGUUCCCCCGGACCUGGACUGGAGAGGGCAGCCCUCGCCAACUCCUAAACAGGGGCUGCUACAGAGGCUUUUUGGGAGACAGGACUGCUGUGGGAACUGCAGCGACAGUGACGAGGAGCCCACCAGGCUGUGACUGAGCACCCUCCUCCCAGCCUCACCAAGGAUCUCAUUUGUUUACAAAUUUUGCACAUUUGUAUUUUAAAAUAGUUCUAUAUAAAUAUUGGAAUGUAUAUUUUCAAUAUAUAGCCAUAAAGUCCAUGUUAUUUAAAUGUAAUCAUGAUUCAGAAUCAGUCCACAUUUUCAUGCGAGGCAACAACUGCUAAGUGACCAUACUGCC
Molecule: messenger RNA, 1991 nt
Organism: Coregonus clupeaformis (lake whitefish)
Lineage: Eukaryota; Metazoa; Chordata; Actinopteri; Salmoniformes; Salmonidae
Gene: grk6
Product: G protein-coupled receptor kinase 6
Exons: 16
Coding region: 60-1787 (575 amino acids)
Biological process (GO): protein phosphorylation; regulation of signal transduction; signal transduction
Cellular component (GO): cytoplasm; plasma membrane
Molecular function (GO): G protein-coupled receptor kinase activity; ATP binding
Source: RefSeq, a predicted model, not a curated record